Messenger RNA from Pimephales promelas (fathead minnow), 2143 nucleotides. RefSeq names its product fibronectin type III domain containing 4b (gene fndc4b). The record is from RefSeq and is a predicted model, not a curated record. NCBI's taxonomy places the organism in Eukaryota, Metazoa, Chordata, Actinopteri, Cypriniformes, Leuciscidae. Gene Ontology annotation, cellular component: extracellular region; plasma membrane. Gene Ontology annotation, molecular function: protein binding.
CGCGUCUAACAGAUCUGGUGAGGGUGUUUUUACUGCAUUCAUCCCGGCGCAGGUUCGUGCGUCAUGCGGUUAUAGAAGGGGAAUGAGUGACUGCUGAGAAUCAAUCAGUAACUGGCCACCUGUGGGUCAUGUGCCCGCGAUGCAGCGCAGAUUUAUUGGUAUUCUUAAAGCGUCUUACACGAGCGAGCGCAUAAAGUGAGAAAGGCAAAACGCGAGCUUUGUGAUGGACGCCAUGCGCGCUUAUGCACGCGCAGCGAACGUGUAACUGGUGGCGAGGCUGACGAUUCUCCAGUUCCGUUGUAAACAUCAAAAAGCGUGGUUUCUUUGGCUCUUAAAUCACUGAAAAUAAUCGCAAAAGGAAGCGUCUUCCUCGCUCUUUCUCUAUGACGCGGAUUCGGAUGGCAACAGAUUGAGGUGCGUUGGACAUCAGACUGCGUGGAUGCUGAAGAAGAAGAAGAGGAUGCUGCUGCUUUAUUAGAUUGUUUAUCGUCGUGACAGUGUAGCAAAGAGAAUGCGUUGUUGAUAAUCAUGUGAUGAUUGGAGGGAUGCUAACUUCAGGUUACUUUUCCUUGGAAAUUGGCGUCACUCAUCUGGAAUAACUCUUCAGGAAGAUAUGAUUCACCUAUUCACUUUUAUGAGCCUUGUUCUAUCUCUGUUUGGAUGCCACAUCUGCUUCGCAGGGGCGAACCGCCCUGCUGCUCCUGUCAAUGUCUCUGUUACACACCUGCGGGCAGAUUCGGCCACCGUGUCCUGGAAUAUUCUGGAUGGAGAGACCGUAAUUGGCUUUGCCAUCUCACAGCAGCGUCAGGACGGGUUGAUGCAGCGUUUCAUUCGUGAGGUGAACACUACCAGUCAUGCUUGUAUACUUUGGGAUCUGGAUGAAGACACAGACUAUAUUAUCCAGGUCCAAUCCGUCGGACUCUAUGGAGAAAGUCUGGCCAGCAAAAAGAUUCACUUCAGGACGCUUAAAAAGUCGGAACAUUUUCAAUCGACCAUGAUGGAUCAAGAUGACCCUGCGGUUGAGGGUUUAGACAUUUCCAGACACCUUCAGACUGGAGAGAUACUGAUCAUAAUGACUGUACUACUAAUGUGGGCAGCUGUGAUUGUGCUCUUCUGUAAGCAGUAUGAUAUCAUCAAAGACAACGAUUCCAACAACCACAGUAAAGAGAAAAGCAAGCCGCUGUCUGGCCAAAGUACCCCAGAGUACCAUAACGGAGGCCUGCUGGGCAGCAAGUUCCAAAGGACAUCGUCCUCCCUUAGCAUCAUCAAGGUUUAACCAAGGCAUCAUCAGGAACCCUGGUCUGUCAUCAGACCCGUCAGCUCAUCUUCUGAUAUUCAAGACGAGCAUUAAAGGCAAUAUUAAUGUAAACUUCUCAGCUCCCUCAGCAAAUCGGGAAUUGUAAGGUAGUGUACGGGUAUUUAGUAGUAUACUCCAAUAAAGAACAAUAUCCUGGACAAUGAGCAUACCUCUUUACCUAUUACAUAAACUAUAAUCACAGGAGGAGCUAUUGGUGCUAUGAAUAUGAUUGUGGAGUUCAAACACUGGCAGCCAGCGGUUUAGAGGUGUGUAUAUGGAUUUGUUGCGUGAAUGUGUUUCAUUGAAAGAGGAUGAACAAUAAUAAUACAAAAAUGUGGCAUUUCUUAUUAAUACAUGUAAAUUAUUACAAUAAAUUCAUCGUCAGCCACAAAAGUGGCCUUAUGUUAUGCAUUAAUAAUUUCUAACCACAAUGAACUGUAUAUCAAUGGCUUGUUUUGUGCUUUAAUGAAGUAUUAGCACUGUGUUAUUAAAUGUUUCAGACCCUUAGAGUUGAUUGUUCAACAGAGGGGUUUACAUAAGGAACCAGUCCACCUGUGUUCAUAGAAAUGGUUUGGUGUAUGGCAUUUCUAUGCCAAACUAGUAACAUUUCUAUUAGUAGAAGCAUAUGUCUACCCUCAUAUUGUAAUGUAUAAAAAAAAAAAAUGUCUUCUUUGUUCACUAAGUGAGAAGUUUUGACGAAGUUAUAGCUAUACAUCGCUGUAUUUUUGGGCAAUAGAUAAAGAAUGUAGUUUAAAUACUGUAUUUCACUGCAAAGGUUAGAAAAGAAGUUUAUUAAUAUUCUUAUUCUCAAUCCUACUUUCCAAUAAACGGAAAAUGGAAAAACCA